Messenger RNA from Ctenopharyngodon idella (grass carp), 2811 nucleotides. RefSeq names its product glypican 1a (gene gpc1a). The coding region runs from base 394 to 2058 and encodes 554 amino acids. Gene Ontology annotation, molecular function: fibroblast growth factor binding. NCBI's taxonomy places the organism in Eukaryota, Metazoa, Chordata, Actinopteri, Cypriniformes, Xenocyprididae. The transcript has 9 exons. Gene Ontology annotation, cellular component: cell surface; extracellular region; synapse. The record is from RefSeq and is a predicted model, not a curated record. Gene Ontology annotation, biological process: cell migration; negative regulation of fibroblast growth factor receptor signaling pathway; regulation of protein localization to membrane.
UCGGCGAGAACGGGACAGUAGAGAGACAGACAGCACAGGAGCGCACAGCAGCGGCACUGAGCGCUUUAACCCGCUAUUCCUACAACAGUAUUUACUGUUUAUACUAUAGUAUCUACUUAUAGUGAUAUUAUAAGUUAUGCAUUAUUAACAGGCUAGUGCGUAAAGACAUGAGCACCAGAAACAGAUCCCCACCGGACUGAUCAAUAACACGCAUCCUCUUUCAUCAGGACCACCGGCUUUAAACCUGGACGUGCAUUAAACAAGUGGAUUUUAUUAUAUAGGCAAUAUCCUGCUAUUGUAGGAAGAAUCGGAUGCUUUGAUUCGCUGUGUGAAGUGUAGAGCAUCAGCGUCAGUGGACUUCAUCCUCUUCCUCAGUCUCUGGAUCCGGACACAAUGGAUCUGACAGCGGUCGCGCUGCUCGUGUCGCUCAUCUCCGUGUCUCUGUCUGCGGAUAACGCGGGCGGUAAAGUGCGGAGCUGCACGGACGUGCGCCACUUCUACAGCGGAAAAGGCUUCACGUUAAACGGCGUCCCGCAGUCUGAGAUAUCAGGCGAGCAUCUCCGCAUCUGCCCGCAAGGUUACACCUGCUGCACCAGUGCCAUGGAGGAGACACUGUCGAACCUGAGCCGCCGAGAGUUUGAAGGCCUGGUGAGGGAAGCGGGACGUUCCAUUCAAGCCUCGCUGAAUGCCCAAUACAGGACUUUUGACACAUACUUUCUGGAACUUCUAAAUGGCUCUGAACGGUGGUUGGAGGAGGCGUUUGUGGCCGCUCUGGGGGAUUUGUACCGACCUAAUGCAGGAGUGUUUCGUGACCUCUACGCUGACCUGCAUCGAUAUUACAAUGGUGCCAGCCUGAACCUUGAGGAGGUCUUGGACGAGUUCUGGAUGAAGCUCCUGGAGCGCCUUUUGAAGGCAUCUGACCCCGAGACUGCCUCGCUGCUCUCAGACGACUUCCUGGAGUGUGCCUCCAAGCAGACAGAGACCCUUCGUCCUUUUGGAGAUGCUCCACGUGAACUGAAGGCCAAGCUGGUGCGGGCAUUCAUCGCUGCUCGGGCAUUCGUCCAGGGCCUUAAUGUGGCUGGAGAGAUUGUACGGAAGGUGUCACAGGUUCCUCUGAGCCCAGAGUGCAAUCGUGCCAUUAUGAAGCUAGUGUACUGUCCUCAUUGCCGAGGUCUGGAAUCAGUCAAACCUUGCGUCAACUACUGCAAGAACGUCAUGAAGGGCUGCCUGGCUAAUCAGGCUGACCUAGACACUGAGUGGCAGAGCCUUAUAGAAACGAUGCUACAGGUGGCCACCAGUUUUGGUGCCGAGCCCAGUAUGGACACGGUGAUCUACUCAAUUCCUGUGAGAAUCUCAGAGGCAGUUCUCGCCAUGCAGGAGAACAUGGAGAUCUAUACCAGCAAGGUUUUCAAGACCUGUGGGGACCGUGGUGAGGAAGGCACACCAAGCUCAAUAUCCGAGGAGCCAAAAAAGAAAGGGAGUACAGUUACUGCCCUGGAAUACAAACCCAGCCCCAAAUCUGCAGCCAGACUGGAGGUGCAGGUCACAGACGUGUCCAGUAAACUCAAGGAAAUGCAAUUUUACUGGAUCCAACUCCCUUCGGCUCUGUGCAGUGGUAAAACAGCAUCCACAACCAGUGGUGAUAAAUGCUGGAAUGGCAUCACCAAAGCCAGUUACCUCCCAGAGGUCAUGGGCGAUGGGCUGGCCAAUCAGAUCAAUAACCCAGAGGUGGAGAUCGACAUCACCAAACCCGACAGGACAAUACGUCAACAGAUCAUGCUGCUGAAGAUCAUGUCUAACCGCCUGAAAAAUGCCCUCAACGGCAACGACGUGGAUUUCCAAGACACAAGUGAUGAUUUCAGUGGCUCAGGGAGCGGCAUGUGUGCGGACCACCUGUGCAUUCGUGGUAGACCUCCGGUUUUUGGGCCGAAAACGGACAGGCCCAAACUCUAUGCCCAUGGUCCUGAAAACAAAAGAGUCAAAGGAUCCGGAAACCAGAUUCAGCCUUCUGUCAUCUUACUGGUUCUAUUACUCACGAGUCUACUGCUUAGACGAUAAUGGAGAUGCUUCAUCUAACGCUGGGAUCGAACUUUGGGAUCUGGUUCAGGAAAUUUGGGAUAGGACAAGGAAUGUUUAAAAAAAAGAAUAGCAAAAAUGAGAAAAGUUGAGCUUAAUAAAAUUGCCAAAAGAAAAAAAGAAAACUUUUGAGUGUAUGGACAUUUUAAUUCCUCUGGAAUAUGACAGAGACCAUGAGAAUUGGUGGAAAAGGAAUUUUGUUUUUGUGUUUUUAUGUUUUGUAAUAUAUGUCAGAUUUAAGUGCUGACUUGUUACAUCAAUCGGCAUCUUGUUUUUUUUUACCUUUGAAUGUAAAAAGAAGAACUGGACAGGGAGAAUGCCGGUUUAGAUUUACAAUAUGAAUUUCUCAGCAACCUAAGCAACUUACCCACAGUUCUUUGCUCUUAAAGUCACACAGUCACCAAAUCACCUAGUGUUUCAUUUCACCAUGCUUGAGUUAUGCAUUCGUCUUUGCACAACUGUCCAUUUUGUCUUAAAUAUUUCACAGAUGGACAUAAUUACAAAACACUACAUUAGUCAAAUCCCAUUUAGAUUACAAAAUGUAUGAACUUUGGCAUGGACAUGAAUCGAAAUACGGAAAUUGCUGAGUAUCUAAGAAACUAUGUAAUAGUGUUUUUUUUUAAACUGUGAUUCAUUUGGUUUAGUCCAGAAUAAUUUUGUAUGAUAACAAGUUGCAAUAAUGGGUCAAUUUCAUAAAAACUAACAAAAAAAAAAAAAAAAAAGAAAAAAAAGAAA